Messenger RNA from Abrus precatorius (Indian licorice), 1891 nucleotides. Its product is annotated as 9-cis-epoxycarotenoid dioxygenase NCED2, chloroplastic-like. Lineage: Eukaryota; Viridiplantae; Streptophyta; Magnoliopsida; Fabales; Fabaceae. Gene Ontology annotation, molecular function: carotenoid dioxygenase activity. Bases 113 to 1891 code for a protein of 592 amino acids. The record is from RefSeq and is a predicted model, not a curated record. Gene Ontology annotation, cellular component: chloroplast stroma. The transcript has a single exon. Gene Ontology annotation, biological process: carotene catabolic process.
AAAACUCUUUUUCACUUUCAAUCUCUUUCUUUCAUUGUCUUCUUGAAAAAAAAGAAACGAAUCAAAGCACUACACUCCAUCCCUCCCUCCCCUUGAGAACACCAAAAUCUCCAUGAUCAUGGCACCUUCCUCAGCAGCACUAAACUCUAGUACUUGGGCUAAACCUCACCCUUUAUCAUCGUCUUCAUCUUCAUUAAUCGAUUUGGGCUUCACCACAAAGUCCACCAUGGGAUUGGGAUUGAAGAAGAAGCCCAUUAAAAAGAUAGAUUGUGCUCUACACUCUCCCUCGGUAUUCCAUUUUCCAAAAGAACCCUACAACAAACCCCUAAUUACCGAAGAAAACAGCGUCCCUGCAAAGCCUCAGUGGAACCCAUUCCAAAAAGCCGCAGCAAAGGCCCUCGACAUGUUCGAGAGCGCGUUGCUCGCACGCGAGUACCAGCAACCGCUCCCUAAAACCGCGGACCCACGUGUUCAAAUCGCCGGAAACUUCGCUCCCGUUCCGGAACAACCCGUAAUUCACUCCCUCCCCGUCACCGGCACAAUCCCCAAUUGCGUAAACGGCGUCUACCUCCGUAACGGCGCCAACCCAAUGUUCGAACCCAUAGCGGGACACCAUCUCUUCGACGGCGACGGCAUGGUUCACGCCGUCACCAUCAAUGACGGCGCCGCUAGCUACGCGUGCCGCUUCACCGAAACAGAGAGGCUCGUUCAAGAGCGAGAACUCGGAAGACCAAUGUUCCCCAAAGCCAUCGGCGAACUCCACGGCCAUUCCGGCAUCGCCAAACUGCUCCUCUUUUACGCCAGGGGCUUGUUCGGCAUCGUUGACCACCGUCGCGGCGUCGGCGUUGCCAACGCCGGCCUCGUCUACUUCAACGGCAAACUCCUCGCCAUGUCCGAAGACGACCUCCCCUACGAGCUCCGAAUCACUCCCUCCGGCGACCUCCGAACAAUUGGCCGUUACAGCUUCCAAAACCAACUCAAUUCCAGCAUGAUCGCGCACCCUAAAAUCGACCCUGUCUCCGGCGAGCUCUUCGCCCUCAGCUACGACGUCACCAGGCCCAAUCUCAACUACUUCCGCUUCUCGCCGGAAGGGAAAAAGUCGCCGGACGUCGAAAUACACCUUGACGUUCCGACGAUGACGCACGACUUCGCGAUCACCGAGAAUUUCGUGGUGAUCCCCGAUCAGCAGGUGGUGUUCAAGCUGGGAGAGAUGAUGAAGGGAGGGUCGCCGGUGAUGUACGACGGCGAGAAAAAAUCGAGGUUCGGCGUUCUCCCGAAGUACGCUACGGACGCGUCGAGCAUCGUGUGGGUUGAGUCGCCGGACACGUUCUGCUUCCAUCUCUGGAACGCUUGGGAGGAACCCGAAACCGAUGAGGUGGUGGUGAUCGGGUCCUGCAUGACGCCGCCGGAUUCGAUCUUCAACGAGAGCGACGAGAGUCUUAGGAGCGUGUUGACGGAGAUAAGGCUGAACGUCAGGAGCCGUGAGUCCACGCGCCGAAGCCUGAUUCCUCAAGUGAACCUGGAGGCAGGGAUGGUGAACCGGAACCGGCUUGGUAGAAAAACCCGGUUCGCAUACUUAGCCGUUGCAGAACCGUGGCCGAAGGUGUGUGGUUUCGCGAAGGUGGACCUUUUGAGUGGAGAAAUGAAACAGCACAAUUAUGGAGAUACAAGGUUCGGUGGAGAACCGUUCUUUUUGCCGAGAGGUGACGGAGAUGAAUACGAAGAAGAUGAAGGGUACAUUAUGGCGUUGGUGCAUGAUGAGAGAACGUGGAAAUCAGAGUUACAGAUUGUCAACGCCGUGGACUUGAAAUUGGAAGCCACCGUGGAACUCCCAUCGCGAGUGCCUUAUGGUUUUCAUGGUACUUUUGUGCAAGCUAGCGCUAUGAAAUGA